UUGGUAGCUGAAAUUUCUAGCUACUUCUUUCGUUUAUUGUGACUCAUUUAAACAUUUCGAUGGCGACUUCAACUGUGCGGAGAGUGUUGAUGUUGCUCUUGCUUGUCAUACUGAUCCUCAUUGUUGUAUCAGAGGCACGAGUUCAACAUGGGCUUCUGAAUAUACAGAAGAAGGAUAUCAACAGCCACGUAAUUAGUUUACGUGGGUUAAGGGAGACUCGCCCAGGCAAGAUGAUGAUGGACAUUGGAUUGACGAGAGUGUCACCUGGAGGGCCGGAUCCUGAACAUCACAAAGGACUUCCAUCGUCGUCAGGUGGCUUAACGGAAACUCGCCCAAGCAAGAUGGUGAUACACAUAGGGUUGAUGAGAGAAUCACCAGGAGGACCCGAUCCUGAACAUCACAAAGGACUUCCAUCAUCGUCUUUGGGUGGGUUAAUGGAGACUCACCCAAGUAAGAUGGUGAUGGACGUAGGGUUGAUGAGAGAAUCACCUGGAGGACCGGAUCCUGAACAUCACAAAGGACUUCCAUCAUCGUCUUUAGGUGGGUUAAUGGAGACUCACCCAAACAAGAUGGUGGUGGACAUAGGGUUGAUGAGAGAAUCACCUGGAGGACCGGAUCCUGAACAUCACAAAGGACUUCCAUCGUCGUCUGAUGUUAGUGUAGGUGGGUUAAUGGAGACUAGCCCAAGCAAGAAUGUGGACAAACGGUUGAUGAGAGAAUCACCUGGAGGGCCAGAUCCUGAACAUCACAAAGGAACUCCAUCAUUGUCUGGCGUUAGUUUACAUGGGUUAGUGGAGACUCACUCAAGGAAGAUGGAGAUGGACAUAGGAUUGAUGAGAGAAUUAUCACCUGGAGGACCGGAUCCUGAACAUCAUAAAGGAUUUCCAUCAUUGUCCAGCGUUAGUUUAGGUGGGUUAACGGAUACUCGCCCAACCAAGAUGGUGAUGGACAUAGGGUUCAUGAGAGAAUCACCAGGAGGGCCAGAUCCUGAACAUCACAAAGGACCUCCAUCGUCGUUCUAGACAUGCAUCGUUGUUCUUAAAGGGAUAUAGAGUUGCAGGGGAGCAAGCUCUUUCUUGGAUGACUGGCUUAAUCCGGGAGAAGGUGCAAUUUUGUGUAUGUUUUCAUUCCCACCUUCCAGAGUGGAUAAGCCUUGCUUUUCUUUUCGAAUGUUGUUUUUAUCACUUUAUUCCUUCUUGACUAUUCUUAACCAACCAUAUAUAUGUAAGU
Molecule: messenger RNA, 1230 nt
Organism: Nelumbo nucifera (sacred lotus)
Lineage: Eukaryota; Viridiplantae; Streptophyta; Magnoliopsida; Proteales; Nelumbonaceae
Source: RefSeq, a predicted model, not a curated record